Cuscuta europaea is the source of this 2744-nucleotide messenger RNA. Lineage: Eukaryota; Viridiplantae; Streptophyta; Magnoliopsida; Solanales; Convolvulaceae. The record is from the annotation of a GenBank genome assembly.
CACAAAAAAGUGUGGGUGUAGAGAUCCGAACCCGAAGCAGCCCAUCAGUUCUCAGGCUAAAACGGCUACUUGGCGUCCCCGCGCCGUCCCGGUCCUCAGGCCGAUUCAGGCGCACUAACGGCGACGGAAGGCCGUAGCCGUGCUUCGUAGAACAGAGGUCUCAACACAAUGUUGCAUGAAAUCUUACUCGCACUCUUGGGUUAUACGGGAGAUCUUAUUAUUGAUCAAAGAGAGCACCAGCGGUCACUAGGUGUUCAGUUGGCCCCCAACGCACCAAUUGCGGAAGAAACUACCUUCGUCCUGGCUCCUGAUCUGUCCUUCAUACAACCCAGUGAAAGGGAUGUAAUUAAGAAGAUAAUUGCUCUAGGUUUUUAUUACCGAGAACUUGAUAGAUUUGCAGCUAAGUCGCGGAAUUUGAGCUGGAUUAGGUCCAACAAUGAGUCACCACUGGUUAGAGCUUCUGAACUGUUAAAGGGGAAAAAAGAGAAACAGAGUAUUUACAGGAGAGCCAUUUCCAAUGGGAUUGUUGAGGUGCUAUCAGUGUAUAGGUCUGCUGUUCUGCAAAUUGAGCAGAAAUUCUUGUCUGAUUCAUUACCAAUCUUAUCAACACUUACUCACGGUCUCAAUAAGUUCUUUGUCCUUUUGCCUCCUCUUCACGAGCUCAUUUUGGAGAUAGAGCGCAAUGGCAUUUGUGGAGGGAAGCUUCUCAACCUCUUGCACAAACGGUGUCAAUGUGGUAUUCCUGAACUGCAGACAUGCAUUCAGAGGCUUCUUUGGCAUGGGCAUCAAGUCAUGUAUAAUCAGCUUAUGUCGUGGAUGGUCUAUGGGAUUCUUCAUGAUCCAUACAGAGAAUUUUUCAUUGGCAGACAGGAUGACAAGGAUGCAGAAACAGACUCAAGUUCUGAUGUGAUUCAGAAAUUGGCACACUUGUCAACCAGUGAUGUUUCUUUAACUGAUUGGCACUUGGGGUUCCAUAUUUCGCUGGAAAUGCUUCCAGAUUAUAUCCCUAUGGGUGUUGCAGAGUCCAUUUGUUUUGCUGGAAAAGCAGUCAGGGUACUUCGAAAUCCUAGCUCUACUUUUCAACUUAAUAAUGCAGCAUUGAAUCAGCAGACACAGAGAAGUCUACAAAAGAACCAAGGAUUCACAGAAGAGGUCUCUUUUGAGAAGAACUCUCCAAUGGAUUUUCAGUCAGUUGGAGAAGAUUUACUACCACAGUCUGAGGCAGAUAAGAUCGAAUCUUUGCUUCAAGCCUUAAAGGAGUCAUCAGAGUUUCACAAACGAACAUUUGAAAUGGCCGUUGACUCAAUCAAAGCAAUUGCAGCUAGUCAUCUUUGGCAGCUUGUAGUUGUGCGUGCAGACUUAGAUGGCCACUUAAAAGCCCUCAAAGAUUAUUUUCUUCUGGCAAAAGGUGAUUUCUUUCAGAGUUUCCUUGAGGAGAGUCGCCAGCUCAUGCAUUUACCACCUCGCCAGUCCACUGCAGAAGCUGACCUUAUGGUCCCCUUCCAACUGGCUGCACUUAAGACUAUUGGAGAUGAAGACAAACACUUUUGUAGAGUGUCUUUGCGUGUGCCUUCUGUUGGGAUUCCUCUCAAAUCAGCUCAGCGUGAUUUGCUGAAAAAUGCAUAUGCUGAUGGAGAGUUAGGAGGGCAAUCAGAUACUUCUUUGGAGAUGUCCCUUGACGGAUGGGAUGUCAUUUCACUUGAGUAUUCUGUUGAAUGGCCCUUGCAGUUGUUUAUCACACAGGAAGUCCUUUCAAAGUACCAAAGAGUUUUCCAGUACUUGCUCCGACUUAAGCGGACACAGAUGGAACUAGAAAAAUCAUGGGCUUCUUCGAUGCAUCAAGAUCACUCAGACUUUGCUAAGCACCGCAAUGACCAUUCAAAGUCUUCAUCAUCACAACAGCGGCGACAACACAUUAGACCAAUGUGGCAUGUAAGAGAGCAUAUGGCUUUCUUGAUAAAAAAUCUCCAGUUCUAUAUUCAGGUUGAUGUUAUAGAAUCUCAGUGGAAUGUUUUGCAGUCUCAUAUUCAAAAUUCUCAUGAUUUCACAGAACUUGUGGGCUUCCAUCAAGAGUACCUGGGUGCAUUAAUUUCACAAUCUUUCUUGGAUAUUGGUUCUGUCUCGAGGAUUCUGUAUGGCAUAAUGAAACUCUGUGUGCAAUUUUGCUGGAAGAUGGAGAAUCAGGUGGGCAAUGGGGAUACCAACGAGCUAGAGCAUAUUGCUGAGGAAUUCAACAAAAAAUCGAACUCCUUAUACACAAUACUAAGAAAUAGUAGGCUUGCUGGGAGCCAAAGAGCACCAUUCCUUAGGCGUUUUCUUUUGCGUCUCAACUUUAACUCUUUUUCUGAGGUGACUGCACUGAAUGUUGUCGGGCACCGCCCACACCUUGCUGUUUAGCGGAUGAGUGAAUGUUCUCUGCCCAAAAUACCCCCAGAAUUCAAUUGGGAAAUGAAUCUUAAGCUAUUUAAGAAUCUUCUGGCCUCCCUUUCAUGUUUUUAUCCUUGGCUAGUUUCGGAAGGAUGCAUUGUUGUGCCAAAAUGACAACACCAGUCUCCUCAGAAGUUUCUUUGUGUAUAUAGCUAUGAAUAGAUAGGAAAGUUCAAAACCGAUUUCUCGCUAAGUACUCAGUUUAUUACUCAGUUUAUUUCUGACUUCCUUUGUUCAAUUCAUACUAGUGAUAGAAAUCAACGCGUUCUUGAGUAAAUAAACUUAUUAAUGAUAAAAAAGGGAAAAAUAAUUCAAAU